AUUCUAAAUGCAAUACUCUACUGUCCUAUCGGUGAUCAUAGAAGAAUGCACGAUCACUAAAUGAGAUUCUAUCAUCAAGAUGUCGUACCUACCGCCCGCUGGUCAGCGGGUCAUGAUGGACAGAAAGAUCAGCUACCUCCCAACAUGCAGCGAGAUCCCCAACAUCUUCUCUAUGAGGAAGCCCGGGACACGCCCCAGAAAACCCACCUACGCCCAUGGCCAGCUGCCGCCGCUGAGUCAACAUCCCGAGGACUGGAUACUACCUGAGUAUCCAGCGUAUCCAAAAUUCUGGUACGACAAGAGCCCCAUGCAGCCAUUUUGCUCAGGGCUACCCAACAGCUACCCGUAUCGCCCGACCGUCACAAGGUGUGCGCCUGUCAUGUGUGAAGACCAAAUGCCGUACGGUUUUCCUAAAGAGUCGUACGACGUUCGUAGGAGGGCAGACUGGUUCAACUACUGGGCAGAAGAGAAUUUUCGCUAUGUAAGCGCUUUCAAACUGUGGGAGAAUAAGUUUGGAGCGAAGUACCUGUACACAAAACCAAGGUGCUGAGUGGUGGCUGUCGACACUUGGACGCUACCAGCCAUCUGUAGCUGUCAUAAACUCCGUGGACAUCUUGCAAAGCGUUACAAUAAACGAAAAA
Physella acuta is the source of this 641-nucleotide messenger RNA. RefSeq lists its product as uncharacterized. The record is from RefSeq and is a predicted model, not a curated record. NCBI's taxonomy places the organism in Eukaryota, Metazoa, Mollusca, Gastropoda, Physidae.